Molecule: messenger RNA, 1780 nt
Organism: Rhizophagus irregularis DAOM 181602=DAOM 197198
Lineage: Eukaryota; Fungi; Glomeromycota; Glomeromycetes; Glomerales; Glomeraceae
Biological process (GO): ribosomal small subunit assembly
Molecular function (GO): GTP binding; rRNA binding; ribosomal small subunit binding
Source: RefSeq, a predicted model, not a curated record
UUUCGUUUAUUCCGGUACACAAGUUCCAUUUUGAAUUUAAGUCCUCUAGUACAAUUACCAAGAAUUUUAAUAAUAUCGUCGCAUAGUCUCUAUCCUUUAAGAUGUCGUCAUCACUUUCAUUCAUUAAAUUUUCGGGAAUAUUCAAUAAUGUCAAGAGCACGAAGAUUAGCGGGAUUGCCACCAAAAGAUGAUAUAGUAAUAACAUCAAAUAAUAAAUCAUCUUAUUCAUCAAAAUUGAUCCAACCCAUAAAGAAGAAGAUCUCAGUGUCAAAAAAUUUGAAAUCAUCCAAAAAAUCCAGAAUAUCAUUUACACCACUGGUCAAGAAGAAAGAUGUUAUGAGAUCACACCGGGAGGCGGAUUAUGAAUCAAAUAGGAGUAUGAAAGAAAAAGAGGCAAAAUGGAAGCUAAACAAUAAUAAUUCGUUGAACAUUAAUGGAAUAAAUGAGGUACCCAAAAUGAUAUCUCAAAAUCAAAAAUUUAAAUUUCCAAUAACGCCAGCUAGCGUUGAUGUUAUGCUACCAAAAAUCCAUGAACGUUUUGAACAACCAGAAAAUCCGAAUUUGCUUAAGAUUGUAGUAUUAGGAACUCCAAAUGCAGGAAAAUCUACUAUGUUAAAUGCAUUAUUUGGCGAAACGGUAUCAAUAGUUUCUAAUAAAGCACAUACAACAAGAAAAAGAAUUCCUACAAUAUUAACUGAAGAGAAUAGACAAUUAAUAUUUAUCGAUACACCUGGAAUUGUUUCUAGACGUAAUCGACCAAAAUUAAAUCGUGGUUUAAUUAACGCAUCAUGGCAUUCACUACACGAAGCUGAUCAUGUGUUGGUAAUAGUUGACGCGUUCAGAGCUUUAUAUCAUACAACAUAUUCAGAAAGUUUGUUAUUAAGUAGAUUAAAAGAAUAUAAAUUACCUGGGACGUUGGUAUUAAAUAAGAUUGAUUUAUUAGCCAAUAGUAAAAAUUCAAUACCAUCCAUCUACGAAAAAUUUACUGCACAUUAUCCUUAUUUUAAACAUAAAAUAAGUAUAAGUGCAUUAAAACGAACAGGAAUAACAGAAUUGAAGAAAAUGUUAUUAUCAGAUACGUACCCUCACGAUUGGAUUUACCCACCAGAUCAAAAGUUAGAUAUGGCGGAUAUUAAACUCGUUGAAGAUUUUAUUAGAGCAGAAAUUUAUGAGAGGUUACGUGAUCAUCUACCUUAUGUAGUAAGACAGGAAAAUGUUGGAUGGACUGAUUUACCAAAUAAUAUAUUAAGAAUUGAUCAAAAUGUAUAUGUUGACCAUCCAUCACAGUUGAAAAUAUUAAUAGGAGCAAAUGGUACAGUAAUAAAAACUAUUGGAGUAAGAGCUGCAACAAAAUUAUCUGCAAAAUUUAACAAGACAGUUAGACUAUAUUUGACUGUUAAAGCGAAAUCAUUAGAAAAGAUUAGAACAAGUUAUUAAAUUAAGUGAAGAAUUAUUAUUUUUAUUACAUUUCUUGGAAAGGGUUGAAAUCUGAUGAAGCUAUUGACAAAUAUUUAGAAAUUAGAGUGUUAGAGAAGUGUCAUUUAAAAUAAUAGCGCUUCUUAAUAAAAACAUGCUAAUUUAUUUCCCCGUUUCACUAUUCCAUUGCCAUAAAGAGAAUGAAUAUAUUUCAGGUAUUCCUUGAUAAAUAAACUUUGUAGUACAUACGAAAUAUGGGUAUUUCGAAAGCGAUGUUCUAAUAGGUACCCAUAAUUAUUCACAAUUACGUGCAUUUCAUGGCUGAACAGAAUCCGCUAAAGUGCGAAGAAAUCCCUUAAAGAUU